Messenger RNA from Sphaeroforma arctica JP610, 483 nucleotides. RefSeq lists its product as hypothetical. The record is from RefSeq and is a predicted model, not a curated record. The transcript has 2 exons. Bases 1 to 483 code for a protein of 160 amino acids. NCBI's taxonomy places the organism in Eukaryota, Ichthyosporea, Ichthyophonida.
AUGUGGGGGCCCGGCUACAACAAUGGGGUUAUCUUCCCGGGUUACGCGUUGUUCUUAUCAUGCUUCAGGCAGGUCAAGAUAUUCUCUCUGUGCCAUUACCACACUCGCAUGGCCAAUUCCGCGCUCACCCCAUUACCGCAGGUCCACCGCGACAGCCCUGUGACCGAGCCGAACUCUGUAUACGAUGAGAGACUAUACCAGCGCUCAGCCGAUCCGGUGUCGGAACUGAUGGAACUGAUGAGCGCGAACAUCGAGAAGAACGCCCCCGACGCCCCUGAACAGUCCGAGAAAUCGGCAUCAUCUGCUGAGAACGCCAGCCCAAGUGGGGAUCAAAACUCCCCUGACCACCAAUCGCCAGACGAAACAAAUGGGGGUCCGACAACCGCGGACAACCCUGCUGAAACUGCUGCCCCCCACCUUGGCCGAAAUCAACAACCCCAGGUGGAUAAUACUGCUGCUGGGGCAUCACCUGCGGCCCCAUAA